AUGAGCUGCGGCACUAAGUCUUCGACUAGUACCACUAGAAUUAGCAGUGGAGGUGGUGGUGGUGGUGGAGCAUGUAGUGGUGGAGGUGGUGGAGGGGGCAGCAGCUGUGGAGUACGUAAGUCUGGUGGAUACUCCUCAGUGUCCUCUAGAAGAUACACCUCUUCUGGAGGAAGCGGAGGCUUUUCUGGGAGAAGCUUUGGUGGAGGAGUUUCCAGGAACAACUAUGGAGGGGGCUUUAGCAGUGGCAGUUGUGGAAGGAUUAGCCGCAGUAGCUAUGGUGGGAGAAUGAGUGGUGGUAGUUAUGGAGGAGGAAUGGUCUGUGGAAAUAUGGGAGGAGGAUUUGGAUCAGGUGGGGGUGGUUUUGGAGGAAUGGGAUGUGGUUAUGGAUCUGGCCUCGGUGGAGGUAGUUUUGGUGGUGGUGGCUAUAGUGGAGGUGGAUUUAGUGGCUUCGGGGGUAGUGGUGGCUUUGGUGGUGGCAGCUUUGGUGGUGGUGGCUAUAGUGGAGGUAGUUUUGGUGGAAUGGGGUUUGGUGAAGAUGCCGGCUUGCUCUCCACAAAUGAAAAGCUGACCAUGCAGAACCUUAACGAUCGCCUGGCUUCUUACUUGGAUAAAGUGCGACGCUUGGAGGACGAAAAUACUCAGCUUGAACAACUGAUCAGGGAGUGGUAUAAAAAUCAAGGUCCCACUUGUACCAGGGACUACAGCCAAUAUUACAGAACAAUUGAAGAACUGCAAAACCAGAUUGUUUGUGCAAAUGUGGACCUUAACAAGAUCCUUCUUGACAUUGACAACACCAGAAUGACUGUGGAUGACUUCAGACUGAAGUAUGAAACUGAAUAUACUCUCCACCAGAGUGUGGCAAGUGAUAUUAAUGGAUUACGUCCGCUUUUGGAUCAACUGACUCUAGCCAGAUCUGACUUGGAGACACAGUUUGAAUCCCUAAAAGAGGAACUGAUCUGUCUCAAGAAGAACCACGAAGAGGAAAUGAAAGGACUGCAAACACAGUCUGGUGGUGAUGUCAACGUGGAGGUCAAUGCUACUCCUGGCAUUAAUUUGAUGGAAAAAUUAAAUGAAAUGCGUUGUGAAUAUGAACGGCUUAUUGAGAACAACCGGAGAGAGGUGGAAAGCUGGUAUGAAACCAAGAUGGAGGAAGUUAAUCAACAAGUCCACUCAAGUGGCCAAGAGAUACAAUCAAGCAACCAACAGAUCUCUGAGCUGAGACGUGAAUAUCAAAGCCUGGAAAUUGAGCUGCAGUCACAAAUCAGCAUGGUAGACUCUUUGCAGUCCAGCUUGGAAGACACAGAACGUCGCUACAACAUGCAGCUGCAGCAGAUCCAGUGUAUGAUCGGCCCCUUGGAGGAGGAGCUGGCCAGCAUCCGCUGUGAGAUGGAGAGUCAGAAUGAAGAGUACAAGAUGCUCCUGGGCAUCAAGACCCGCCUGGAACAGGAGAUUGCUCAGUACCGGGCACUGCUUGAGGAAGGGCAGCAAGACCUUGUAAUCCCACCAGGAGGCAUGGGAGGAGGCGUGGGAGGUUGUAGAAUAGGAGGUGGUGGCUAUUCUUCUGGAGGAGGAAGAGGAGGAGGUGGUAGCAUGAGUGGUGGAUAUGGAGGUGGUGGCAUUUCCUCCGGCAGCGGAAUGGGAGGAGGAAUGGGAGGAGGAAGUGGAGGAAUAGGAGGGGGAAGUGGUGGUGGAUGCAGUAGUAUUGUUGGAGGAGGAGGAGGAAGGAUCUCAGGAGGUGUCAGCAGUUCCCACUCCUACUCUUCGUCUUCCCAGUCUCAGGCCUGCAGGAGUGGUGGUGAAAGCCAAGGGUAUGGAAGAAAAUCUUUUGACUAA
Aptenodytes forsteri (emperor penguin) is the source of this 1833-nucleotide messenger RNA. Its product is annotated as keratin, type I cytoskeletal 17. Gene Ontology annotation, cellular component: keratin filament. The record is from RefSeq and is a predicted model, not a curated record. NCBI's taxonomy places the organism in Eukaryota, Metazoa, Chordata, Aves, Sphenisciformes, Spheniscidae. Gene Ontology annotation, molecular function: structural molecule activity. Bases 1 to 1833 code for a protein of 610 amino acids. The transcript has 8 exons.